This is a messenger RNA of Tigriopus californicus, 1964 nucleotides long. Its product is annotated as baeyer-Villiger monooxygenase-like. The coding region runs from base 153 to 1856 and encodes 567 amino acids. Gene Ontology annotation, molecular function: flavin adenine dinucleotide binding; NADP binding; N,N-dimethylaniline monooxygenase activity. The transcript has 8 exons. NCBI's taxonomy places the organism in Eukaryota, Metazoa, Arthropoda, Copepoda, Harpacticoida, Harpacticidae. The record is from RefSeq and is a predicted model, not a curated record.
UGAUAUAUUCUGAAAAGGGUGUCAGAGUUGCUUUGCCCAAAAUUCCAGUGGAAACUUGUUCACCGUCCACAUUUCUAGAAGUCCGUGACUGAUCAGACAAAUAGCACUGGGUUAUCUCGGGUGCGUCGUGUACGUACCUUAUAUCUUUUUUCAUGCACGGUUUCAAGUUCACUCGAUCACUUGGACUCUUGUGCAAGGUCACUCAUAACAACAUGGAGCGCUCGGUGAAGCACACGCUUUGGCAGUUCCAUCACAAAUACUCUUCCAUUGUCCUUGUAUCCGGCCUCGUUUACCAACUGUACCAAUUGGGAUGGUCCAAUCUGAUAUGGCCUUUGUUGCCAUGUUGGGCGUACCUCGUCUACCACAUCAUUCCUGAGAGAAAGAUCCCCGGUGCGGAAGAUUAUAAUGCCAUUAUAAUGGGAGGUGGAUUCUCGGGUUUGGGAGCGGCAGCCAAGAUGGAUCAAAUCGGUGUCAAGUAUUUUCUUUUGGAAAAAGCCGAGGAUUUAGGAGGAACUUGGUGGGAAAAUCGAUACCCUGGAGCUGCGUGUGAUAUCAAUUCACAUUUGUACAGUUUUUCGUACUUUCUUAAUCCAUGGUGGACUAGGGAAUAUGCCCAACGUAAGGAGAUUCGCAAAUACAUGGAGGAAUUUGCUUCCUAUUACAAUUUAUACCCCAAUCUGAUGUUUAAUCACGAAGUGAUCAGUUGUGAUUGGAUUGAAGCCGACAAGAAAUGGCUCGUUCGGACCAAGAACGGAAAAGAAUUCAAGGCCAAUUUUGUCAUUUCCGCAUGCGGUGGCAUUCACAAAAUUAACAUGCCCAAGUUUGAAGGAGAGAUGAAUUUCAAUGGCACUCGAGUGCACAGUGCCAAAUGGGAUCCUGCUUUAGUGAUCGACGGUAAACGGAUUGGAGUGAUUGGAACAGGCGCAUCUGCUGUUCAAAUUGUUCCAUCCGUAGCUUCCCAAGUCAAGGAUCUCUAUGUGUUCCAGAGAUCAGCUGCGUGGGUUCCACCUCGAUAUGAUUCUGAGACCCCUCCUUGGAAGAUGGUCCUUCGAACGAUCUUCCCAUUCUUGACCACGUGGGAUAGAUGGUGGAACUAUUGGAUCCGUGAACUCCGAUUCCCUUUCUUUUUCAAAACAACAUUCGCAUUUGUGGCUGAAAAAGCUAUGAAACAAUUGACAAAGUACCAUAAGAGGUUGGUCCAAGACCAAACUAUUGCUCAAAAACUUGUUCCAGACUACGCCAUGGGAUGUAAGAGAGUCACUCCAUCGGACACCUAUCUGCAAACCUUUAACAGAGACAACGUUCAUCUCAUCACUGAUAAGAUCCAAAAGUUCACCGAGAACGGCAUUCUGGUGGCAAACGGCAAUCAAAAACAAGAAAUCGAACUAGACAUUGUGGUCUACGCCACUGGGUUUGAUCCUUUGGCAACUCUCAAGGCUGUUCCAACCAAGGGUAGGAGUGGAGAAGAUAUGCACAAGAACUUUGGAGAUGCGCCUCAAACUCUUAAAGGAAUUGCGGUGCCCCAUCAACCGAAUUUGUUUCUUGUUCUGGGUCCUAAUACCGGAUUGUCGCAUAAUUCUAUCAUCACUGUGAUUGAGUGUGAAAUCAAUUAUAUUGCCGACUGCAUGAAGCACUUGAUCUUAGGGGGUCAAAAGAGUAUGUUGGUCAAGAAAGAGGCCAUGGAAAAGUACGAGCAGUACAUGCGAGACAAUCUGAAAAAUCACGUGGUUUCCAGUGGAUGCGAGUCUUGGUACCAAAACAAACAUGGAGUCAACCUCUCCAUCUGGCCCAACAGUCUAACAAACUUGUGGUGGAACAUGCGCCGAUCCGAUCCCAAUGACUUUCAAUUUGAUUAGCAAUGACUACGAAUGAAGAAUAAGCUUCUUCGCGCAUUCUCUGAAUGGUUUCAUAAAGACAUAAACACGAGAUAAGGACACGUUUUGAUCCUAUACGCACUCACAAGA